AUGACUCUUACCCCCUAUGACGGGCUUGGUGACCCAAAGAAGUUCCUCAAAAAAUUCCGAUCAAUAAUGAUCGUUAAUGGUGCAUCCGAUCUUGUUUUAUGUCGUUGCUUUCAAUCUUAUUUGGACGGCCCUGCACUUGACUGGUUUUGUGCUUUGCCUGCAGGUUCAAUCUCCAGGUUCCAGGAGCUGGCCACGCUAUUUGAAGAUCAAUUUCCUAGAUCUGCUAUUUAUCUGCAUGACUCAGAUUAUCUGAAUACAAUAAAGCAAGGCCAGAAUGAGAGCUUGAAAGAUUAUAUGACUCGCUUCACAAAGGUCGCCAUGAGUAUACCAGACCUCCACUCCGAGGUCCAUUUGCAUGCCAUCAAGAGUGGACUUCGGCCAGGAAAGUUCCAAGAGACCAUCCUUGUAGCCAAGCCAAAGACCCUUGCCGAGUUUCGCGAAAAAGCAAAAGGACAAAUCGACAUCGAAGAACUCAGACAAGCUCGGAAAGCCGACAAAACACAAUACAGAGACGAAGAUAAGGUACAAAAUAAUAAGAAAAAUUUUAAACUAACUCCUCGGUUUGAAUCCUAUACACAGUUCAACACAAAGCGGGACGACAUCAUCAAAGAGAUCCUGAACUCAAAAUUGAUCGAACCCCCGAAGAAGGCCGGCACCUAUCAAGACACAAAGAACGUGAAUAAAUCCAAAUACUGUACUUUCCACCAGAAGCACGGCCAAACUACUGACGAAUGUGUGGUCGCAAAAGACCUUUUGGAGCGGCUAGCUCAGCAAGAUCACAUUGACAAAUACAUCAGUGGCCAAAUGCAAAGGCAUACACCAUCCUUUAUUGGAAACACCUCGUCAGAAUAA
Molecule: messenger RNA, 852 nt
Organism: Arachis ipaensis
Lineage: Eukaryota; Viridiplantae; Streptophyta; Magnoliopsida; Fabales; Fabaceae
Source: RefSeq, a predicted model, not a curated record